Tribolium castaneum (red flour beetle) is the source of this 492-nucleotide messenger RNA. RefSeq lists its product as uncharacterized. Gene Ontology annotation, cellular component: cytosol. The record is from RefSeq and is a predicted model, not a curated record. The coding region runs from base 1 to 477 and encodes 158 amino acids. Gene Ontology annotation, biological process: L-threonine catabolic process; glycine biosynthetic process. The transcript has 4 exons. Gene Ontology annotation, molecular function: L-allo-threonine aldolase activity. NCBI's taxonomy places the organism in Eukaryota, Metazoa, Arthropoda, Insecta, Coleoptera, Tenebrionidae.
AUGUCUUUUGAGAGACGCCAAAUAUCCUGGCCCAGAAGUAACAUUCUAUACUCUACUGUAAUUAGGAGUUGCGCAAUUUUAGGGGGCCCCGCCCAAAUUGCCGGCGUCCAAGCCUCCCUUAUCCGCAAUAACAGUGACGGGACGUUCAGUUUGGACGAACUCAGAGACAGAAUCCGGAAAAAUCCGGACUGUCAUGAGCCCUACACCACUCUAGUCAUUAUUGAAAACACCCACAACAUGUGUGGCGGAAAAGUAUUACCGUUAGAUUGGAUCGAAAAAGUGAAAAACAUUUCAAAAGAGUACAACAUUCCGGUCCAUAUGGACGGGGCUCGCGUCAUAAACGCCGCCGUCUACCUCAAAGUACCUGUCGAACGCGUCGUCCGGGACGUGGACACCGUUUGCUUCUGCCUGAGUAUUAGCGACAUGAAGUCCAAGACAUUUCAAGUGGACUUGUCGGGCGUCCAAACCAACAUUUAGAGUUGAUAAAAAAAA